Messenger RNA from Nematolebias whitei (Rio pearlfish), 1612 nucleotides. RefSeq names its product peroxisomal N(1)-acetyl-spermine/spermidine oxidase. The transcript is spliced from 10 exons. Gene Ontology annotation, molecular function: polyamine oxidase activity. The record is from RefSeq and is a predicted model, not a curated record. Bases 100 to 1602 code for a protein of 500 amino acids. NCBI's taxonomy places the organism in Eukaryota, Metazoa, Chordata, Actinopteri, Cyprinodontiformes, Rivulidae.
GAAGUGGAAGAAAGCUCAGUUCAGCUGUCAUAUACCAACGAAGCUGCAGACAGCAAAAACCGUUGCGAAUAUAUUAAAUACCGUUUUUACGCGUUAUAUAUGGCUGGAAACGUGAAGAUAGUGAUUGUAGGAUGCGGAAUAUCAGGGAUAGCUGCGGCGCACAGACUCGUAAAACACGGUUUUCAGAAUGUGAGGAUACUUGAAGCGACUGCAAGAAGCGGAGGACGCAUCAAAACAGGCAGACUGGGUGAUAUUAUUAUUGAGAUUGGGGCAAAUUGGAUCCAUGGACCAUGCGAGGAGAACCCUGCGUUUUGUUUGGCCCGUCAGUAUGGCCUUCUGGAUCCAAAGGCUCUGACCCUAGAAAACCAAGGCGUAGAUGUCGGAGGACAUCCCCAAGGCCUUCCCAACUUCUUCAGCAGCUCAGGUCAGAAGCUGAAUGCCGAAGAUGUUUUUUCAGCUCAGGAAAUGUUUGCCGAGCUGUUGACUGAAUGUUCCGAGUUCCAGGGCCAAAAAGGAGAGCCCUGUGCCAGUGUGGGAGAUUUCAUCCGCAAAGAGGCGAAAAAACGAGUAGCAGAGAAAUGGAAAGAUAUCAACCCAGCCACCAGAUCUCUGCUAUUAUGUGUGAUUAGUAACAUGUUGAAGGCAGAGUGCUGUAUUAAUGGGGCCCACAGCAUGGAUGAGGUGGGUCUAGGGGCCUAUGGCCUAUACAAGAGUCUUCCUGGACUGGACUGUACAUUCCCAGGCGGCUAUGAAGGUCUAACUAAAAACUUGAUGUCAGAGCUCCCUGAUGGUUUAGUGACGUACAAUCAUCCUGUGCAAUGUGUCCACUGGAACGACGCAGAGAAGACAGAAAACUCUGUGACAGUUGAGUGUGAAAAUGGAGAAAGUGUCGUCGCAGAUCAUGUCAUUGUAACUGUACCUUUAGGUUACCUAAAGAAACACCAUUCAACCCUCUUCCAUCCUCCUCUUCCUCUACACAAGCUGCACUCCAUCCAGAGAAUUGGAUUUGGAACGAACAAUAAAAUAUUUGUGGAGUUUGAUGCACCGUGGUGGGAUCCUGACUGUGAGCUUAUUCAUCUGGUGUGGGAAGAUGAGGAUGCUAUGGUGGAUCAGAGCCCAGAUCUGCGGAGAUCCUGGAUAAGGAAGUUGUUUGGUUUCACCGUGCUCAAACCCACUGAAAGGUAUGGCCAUGUUCUGUGUGGAUGGAUAGCAGGACAUGAGUCAGAAUAUAUGGAAACACUGUCUGAACAAGAGAUCACACGUGAAAUCACACAACUGAUUCGCAGGUUUACAGGGAACCCCACUGUCACCCCACGGAGAAUCUUUCGCUCUCAGUGGUUUCAUGACCCCUGGACAUGUGGAUCCUACAGCCACCUCGCGACAGACUGCUCAGAGCAGGACCUGGACAAUAUGAUGGACCCCCUGCCCCCCAGGAGAUCAAAUGCACAACCUCUGCAGGUGUUGUUUGCUGGGGAGGCGACUCACCCCUGCUACUUCUCAACCGUCCACGGAGCUCUGCUCACGGGCUGGAGGGAAGCCGACAGACUCAUUUCUCACUACUCCUCAGUUAAUUCAUCCAAGCUGUCCAAGUCAAAGCUUUAAAAGAAACAAU